ACUUGAAAUAAUCUGUAAAGACUUACGAAAGGUUGUGUUCAGUUUCAAGAGUUGCUCUAAGUCUGAUGUAGUACAUGUUGUCAAUUCCUUUGGGAUGUAUUCCUCUCCCAGUAGUGUCUUUCAUCUCUUUGCUUUUGAUUACGCUCGAGUAGUUCAUAAAACUAAAGACACUCACUCCUCAUCCUCCUCUUCUUCUCAAGAUGUCAUUCCAACUUAUUUCAAUCCUCGUGACUGGCAGAAGGAAUUGGAUAGACUAGGAGUGAACCAGAAGCAGUGGAGGGUCACUGAGGCUAACCAACACUUCCUCCUCUGUGACAGUCUCCCUCCAUACAUUGUGGUCCCAUACAACAUCAGUGAUGAUACUCUAGAAUAUGCUGCUGGCCUCCAUUUCAAGAACCGUCUACCUGUGUGGUGUUGGAGUCACAGUGUCAUUGGUGUCUCAUUAACCAGAGGAUCAUUACCUGAUGAAGACAGACUAGAGGCACCUGAUCCUAGGUUAGGGGAAUACACUGGACAGGAGGGAACCCAUUACACUGUCUGAUACAUAUACAUGUACUUAUGCUGUGUAGAAAGAUUGAGC
Amphimedon queenslandica is the source of this 580-nucleotide messenger RNA. Its product is annotated as myotubularin-related protein 10-B-like. Gene Ontology annotation, biological process: phosphatidylinositol dephosphorylation. Lineage: Eukaryota; Metazoa; Porifera; Demospongiae; Haplosclerida; Niphatidae. The transcript has 7 exons. The coding region runs from base 95 to 541 and encodes 148 amino acids. The record is from RefSeq and is a predicted model, not a curated record. Gene Ontology annotation, cellular component: membrane; cytoplasm.